Molecule: messenger RNA, 669 nt
Organism: Symbiodinium natans
Lineage: Eukaryota; Dinophyceae; Suessiales; Symbiodiniaceae
Source: the annotation of a GenBank genome assembly
AUGGCAGCCACACCGUUGCGGCCGACGCGCAGGAGGUGCGCGAAGCCGCUGGGGGUCUCGGAGGCGCCUCUUGGCCGCCUCUGCGUCUUACUUGUGGCAGCCUCUGUGAGCUGGCCAUGUGCGCCUCUCUUCGCCAUGGAGGGACCCUCCAGCAAGGAACCUGAGCUGGGGCGGAGCCCGGAAUCUCGUAGCGUCUACGUGGGAAACCUUCCCUGGAGCACCAGGGGCAAGCAGCUUGGCAUGAUGUUUGAAGAAGUGGGCACAGUUCUCCGGAGCGAGGUUGAGAUGGCAAAAGGCAGGUCGCACGGUUGGGCUACAGUGACCAUGUCCUCGCCAGCGGAGGCUAUGAAGGCUGUAGAGAAGUUUGACGGUGUCACGAUUCAAGGAAAGCGCAAAGGCGGGGGCAAAGUCAAGCGCCAAAUCGUUGUGAAUCUCGAGAAGCGGUCUUUGUUGCUGAGCAACUUGCCCAACACCACCACCUUCAACGAAGUCAAGGACUUGUUCAGCGACGUCGGGCGCCCACGCUGGAUCAACCAAGGCCUCUCCCACAAGGAUCUGUCUCCUAGACACAUGGUGGUUAUUUUCUAUACAGCAGAGGAAGCCCAAAAGGCUUUGAGUAUGAACGAGAAGGAGAUGGGAGACUGGACUUUAAACGUGGGCCACUUUUGA